Molecule: messenger RNA, 2065 nt
Organism: Episyrphus balteatus (marmalade hoverfly)
Lineage: Eukaryota; Metazoa; Arthropoda; Insecta; Diptera; Syrphidae
Product: UDP-glucosyltransferase 2-like
Exons: 3
Coding region: 222-1730 (502 amino acids)
Molecular function (GO): UDP-glycosyltransferase activity
Source: RefSeq, a predicted model, not a curated record
AUAGAAUACUUUAUCUCAACCUUAAUGCACAAAAUGACCAAAGUAUUCAAUUGAUAACAAAUAGAAAAUAUCAAUCAGUUUAUAAUCUUUUCACGUGCAAUUAAUCAAAUUUCUUUGGCUGGUAUAUACCGACGACGCGUCGCAUGACUUAAAGAAAGAAACUUCAUUUCUUCAGAGACGCGAAGCGCGGAAAUUCUUCCUCUAACGGUUUUUCAAUAACAAUGUUAUUUAUAAAAAAUUGUGUUUCUAUUUUAUUAAUUCUUCUAAUUCCUGAGAUACUAUCCGCUAACAUUUUGGGCUUGUUUACAAGUACACAUAGAUCACACAUGUUAGUGUAUCAGGGUGUUAUAAGAGGUCUACUCAAAAGAGGUCACAAUAUUACUAUUGUAACAAUUUUGCCAAUAGACGAUAAAGAAAUUAUUUCGAAAAAUGUGACAUUAAUCACGCUGAGAAAACCUCAAAAAGCUGUUCCAGCACAUGGAAUAUUUCGUCAGAUAGCUGUAAUUGAAGCCAAUGGCAAAGUGUUUGAUGAUCCAUAUUUACAAACGUUCUUAGCGAAUAAUAAUACAUUUGAUUUAGUUAUUCUUGGCUAUUUAUUCAACGAUUAUCAACUAGGACUGGCAGCACAUUUUAACUGUCCAACCGUAGUGAUUUGGACAACACAGGCAACCAGUUUUGUCAAAAGGUUUAUUGGAGAACCUAAUCAAUGGAUGGACGUUCCACAACCGUAUGUUAGAAGUCAGGCGGUGGGAGUUCGAGGUCUAAUGUAUGGAGCUUUUGAAACUGUUUUUAGAUGGAUUGUGGACUUUUUAAUGAACAAGCUUUAUCAGAAGUACUUUUCUGCAUCAAACUACCCCAGCUUGACCGACUUACAAAACAACGUUUCUUUAGUUUUAUGUAACCACCAUUUUAGUGAAGGGCCAUUUGAAGCUCAUUUACCAAAUUUAAUUGAGAUAAGUGGAAUUCAAAUUAAGGACACCGAUCUCCUUCCGAAGGCCCUUCAAGAAUUCAUGGAUUCAGCUGAUCAUGGGGUGAUAUACUUUAGCCUUGGAACAGUUGUAUCAGCAAAACAACUUGGGCCAAGCAUUUUGAACAUUUUUCAUGAAGUAUUUUCUUCAAUUCCUCAAAAAGUUAUCUGGAAAAUAAAUAACCCGGUGAAAAAUUCUUCAAAUAUUUUUACCAGCAAAUGGCUUCCGCAAAGUAGUAUCCUAGCCCAUCCUAAAACAAGACUUUUUAUAACUCACGGUGGUAAAGGUAGCAGAAUAGAAGCACUCAAUUUUGGAGUGCCGAUGAUAGCAAUACCAUUCUUUGGCGAUCAAUUUGCUGGUGCUCGUCGUUUGGUGAAAAAAGGGUUAGGCUUACAACUUGACAGUAAGAACAUUAACGAAUCAAUACUUCGCCAGUCUAUCUUUGGAGUGUUGUAUAAUAACACCUACUCUAGUAAUAUUAAAGAGGCAUCUCAGAUAUUUAAAGAUCGCCCAUUAACUGCUGAACAAACUGCAACUUAUUGGAUAGAAUAUGUUAUUCGACACAAAGGUGCUUUGCACAUGCGAAGUCCUUCAAAACAACUCAACUUACUUCAAUACCACAAUAUUGAUGUGUAUCUUUUGUGUGUUUGCUUUGUGUUUAUUGUAAAUAUUUCGCUAAGAAUUGUUCAUAUGUGCUCAGUGAAUGUCUAUCGACGAGUAUCAAUCAUCCUACGCAAAAUCAACAAUGUUCUCGUAAGCUGAAGCGCACCUUUGUAGUAAUACAAUCAACUCCUACUCCAUCCUCUCAGUACUUGCAUGUUUUUUUUUUUUAAUGAAGUGGAUUUUUGUUUAACCAGUGGUGGAUUUAUUAGGGUUUUGGAGACAAUUUUCUGGAUCCCUACUUAUUAAAAAAGGUACUCAAAUUAUACAAACAUUUACCCAUAAAAAACUAGGUCGUUAUUGUCACUUUGACUAGCUUUAUUUUAUACACAUUUAAGUUUAUUUAUUAAAAAAAAAUAUUUAUAAAAAAUUAAGUAAUAGUAAAUAGUAUAGAAUGUUGCCAAACAAGUAUUAUUAUUCAUCUGUUUAUUGCUAAU